ACAAACCUUCAGGCCUAAAUAAAUUGUGGAUGGCUAACAUAAACCGACGGGUUAAAACUGUAAAAUCGUUGCCAAUAAUAUGGUUUAAAGACCACUUUGGCUUGGUGUAAUAUACGCGGGUUGGUCUGGUUUUGUAGUAACGGAGCAGUUUAGUAAAUGUGCUAUAAUGGCCGUACACAGCCAAAUGUAAUCAACUUCAGCUGUCAUUCAAAAACCAGAAAAUGCUUAUUAACUUGAACUUCAGGUAUAAUGCCAGCUUGUAAAUUUGGUUUCGUCUAUUUUCUGUCGAAGCUAUUACUCCCCGUCAGACUGGGCGGUGCAUGAAGUAAGGAUCCUGAUUGAAACUGGAUGCCACUCAUUUUAAAUUCUGUCAGUAGUCAUGUUGACAUGUAAUCAUUAUUAAGUGAUGUCUAGCUAUCAUUUGUUAUUUACUUUUGACGUCAACUUCGUAACUCCCUAAUAAACGUUACAGAAUAUGUAACACAGAGCGAAGUUCAGUGAGAAUAUAGGGCACCUUUAUCUAGACUUGAAUGAAUGUGGGAGGGCGUUGUAGGGUCCGAGACCAUGAUUGACAUAAUGAAUUCCCACUGAGAUUACUUUCCGAAGUUCCGCCGCUCAAGUCUCACGUCCACGCCUUUUCACGUUGAACGACAGAACAAGAAAAGACCAAUAACAAGACAGGCUAUGUUGACGAGCAGUUGAUUUAACCAAUGGCUGUGGCGAAUUUGGUUGACAGAGGGUGGAGUUUCAGUCACCAACGGAGGUUGGUGUCGUCUGACCGGAUGAUAGAAGUUUUGUUUAGUGAGUUUUUUUUUUUAUUAUCCGUUUGAUUGAGUGAUCGGUCUUGUUUAGCGCUACCGGUAACGACUUGUUAAACCCUUAUUUUUAUCUCAAGUAACUCUUUCCGUUGACUGCAUUUGUCUUUUUUUAGAAUAAAGAAGUCAAAUAGUUUGUAGGGCGAAACUCAAGCCUUCAAAGUAACACGAGUACUUAGCUUGCUAGCCGGUUUGCUACGCGACAGACAAGGCGAGCCCAGCGCAGCAAUGGGGAACCGGGGGAUGGAGGAUUUGAUUCCCCUCGUAAAUAAACUUCAGGACGCCUUCAGCUCCAUCGGCCAGAGCUGUAACCUGGACUUGCCGCAGAUCGCCGUGGUCGGCGGUCAGAGUGCCGGAAAGAGCUCGGUUUUGGAGAAUUUCGUCGGCAGGGACUUCCUUCCUCGAGGUUCAGGCAUCGUCACCCGCAGACCCCUCAUCCUCCAGCUGGUCAACAACAAAGCAGAAUAUGCAGAGUUUCUGCACUGUAAAGGCCGCAAGUUUGUGGACUUCGAUGAGGUUCGGCAGGAGAUCGAGGCUGAGACGGACAGGAUCACGGGCUCCAAUAAGGGAAUCUCCCCCAUCCCCAUCAACUUGAGGGUCUACUCCCCGCAUGUGCUAAACCUCACACUGAUCGACCUGCCCGGCAUGACUAAAGUGGCGGUUGGGGACCAGCCUCCAGAUAUUGAGCACCAGAUCAGGGACAUGCUGCUGCAGUUCAUCACCAAGGAAAGCUGCCUGAUCCUGGCUGUCACGCCGGCCAACACUGACCUCGCCAACUCCGACGCGCUCAAAAUCGCCAAGGAGGUCGACCCCCAGGGGCUGCGCACCAUCGGCGUCAUCACCAAGCUGGACCUGAUGGACGAAGGGACAGAUGCCAAGGAGAUCCUGGAGAACAAGCUGCUGCCUCUGCGCAGGGGCUACAUUGGAGUGGUGAACCGCAGCCAGAAAGACAUUGACGGAAAGAAGGACAUUCGUGUUGCUCUGGCGGCCGAGAGGAAGUUCUUUCUGUCACACCCGGCUUACAGGCACAUUGCGGAACGCAUGGGCACCCCCUACCUACAGAAGACGCUCAACCAGCAACUGACCAACCACAUCCGCGACACGCUGCCGGGCCUGCGGAACAAGCUGCAGAGCCAGCUGCUCUCCCUGGAGAAGGAGGUGGAGGAGUACAAGAACUUCCGGCCAGAUGACCCCACGCGCAAGACCAAGGCUCUGCUGCAAAUGGUGCAGCAGUUCGGAGUGGACUUCGAGAAGCGGAUAGAAGGCUCUGGAAACCAGGUGGACACGGUGGAGCUGUCAGGCGGAGCCAGGAUCAACCGCAUCUUCCACGAGCGCUUCCCGUUUGAGCUGGUUAAGAUCGUGUUUGAUGAGAAGGAGCUGAGGCGAGAGAUCAGCCAUGCUAUCAAGAACGUCCACGGUGUGAGAACGGGCCUGUUCACUCCAGACAUGGCGUUCGAGGUCAUCGUGAAAAAGCAGAUUAUUAAGCUGAAGGAACCCUGCCUGAAGUGUAUCGACCUGGUUGUUCAGGAGCUCGUCAGCACAGUCAGGCAGUGCACUGACAAGCUGGGCUGUUACCCCCGACUGCGAGAGGAGACGGAGAGGAUCGUGAGCACAUACAUCCGAGAGAGAGAAGGCAAGACCAAGGACCAGGUUCUGCUUCUAAUUGACAUUGAACUAUCCUACAUCAACACCAACCAUGAAGACUUCAUCGGUUUUGCCAAUCUCGACUUCAGGAGGAUGGACGACAGCCCCCCUUUGGGGUACAGCAGCAACAGCGCCCAGCAGAGGAGCGCACACGUAAACAAGAAGAGGGCCAUCCCCAACCAGGGUGAGAUCUUGGUGAUCAGGAAAGGUUGGCUCACCAUCAACAUCAGCAUCAUGAAGGGAGGCUCCAAGGAGUAUUGGUUUGUGCUGACUGCCGAGUCGCUGUCCUGGUACAAAGACGAGGAGGAGAAGGAGAAGAAGUAUAUGCUCCCUCUGGAUAAUCUGAAGCUCAGGGACGUGGAGAAGGGCUUCAUGUCCAAUAAGCACACGUUUGGGAUCUUCAACACGGAACAAAGGAACGUGUAUAAGGACUUGCGUCAGAUCGAGCUCUCUUGCGAGUCCCAGGAGGACGUGGACAGUUGGAAAGCCUCUUUCCUCAGAGCUGGCGUGUACCCCGAAAAGGACCAGCCGGACAAUGAGGAGGCCGCGGUCGACACCUUGUCCAUGGACCCUCAGCUGGAGCGACAGGUGGAGACCAUUCGCAACCUGGUGGACUCCUACAGCAACAUCGUCAACAAGACCAUUCGGGACCUCCUACCGAAGACCAUCAUGCACACCAUGAUCAACAGCGCGAAGGACUUCAUCCAUUCGGAGUUGCUGGCCUACCUGUACUCAUCAGGCGACCAGAACACGCUGAUGGAGGAGUCGGUUGACCAGGCGCAGAAGCGCGAUGAGAUGCUGCGCAUGUACCACGCGCUGAAGGAGGCGCUGCAGAUCAUCGGGGACAUCACCACCACCACAGUGUCCUCACCCUUGCCCCCGCCCGUCAACGACAACUGGAUCCAGAGGGACCCCAGUCCUACCUCCCAGCGCAGACCGAUGGCGGCAGCAGCAGCCCCCCCUCCCAGCCGGCCCCCUGCAGUGAGGGGCCCCACCCCAGGUCCUCCUCUGAACCCGUCUCCAGCAUUCGGGGCACCCCCCAUCCCCUCCCGCCCGGGGCAGCCCAUCAAUGCCUUUGGCAACCAGGACCCAUUUGGCGCCCCCCCCCUGGUCCCGUCCCGGCCUGCUCGCGUGCCCCCCAGCCUGCCCCCCGGCGUCCCCAGCCGGAGACCCCCUGGCGCCCCCCUUCGGCCCACCAUAAUCCGCCCCUCCGAGCCGUCCUUACUAGACUAGGCCCCGGGGCCUGAGGGUGGGGCUGGGGUGCCGAGAGAGGGCCAGACGGGACGGCGGCUGUGAACGCGGGCGCCCGUACACGUGCCUGCACACAAACACGCACGCAAACAUGCAAACAGUCGCUGUGCCGCGUCUUCAGUGUCGCCUUCAGGGUUACGGACGACCUCCUUGUGCAGAAAUGUACAGAAUUACAGAUUGUCUUUGCAGCAUAACAGUUAUGCCCCCCCCCAUUUAUUCCUACUUCUGUCUGAUCUGUAUAAAAAGAUACAUUAGCCAUUUAUGCCCCCCCCCACUGAUUUUUCUAACUCAAGUCAUACUGGAAAUCACUGUUAUUGUGGAAAUUGUCUGUUUUCCCUCCUCCUUUUGUAUUUCAGGAAGUAUGUACUUUUACAAUGUUGUUGUAUUUAGCUUUAAGGUCUAAUAAUUGCAUUGUAAAACAGGGGAAGCUCACCCCUGCCCCUCCCUUAAUCACGCAACCGAUAAGAACACAAUACGACCAAUCAAAGAGCAGGUGAGCCGGUGGUGUAGACCAGUCAGAAGCUCUGACUGAACUGCAGCUGAAAAUGAGUCAAGUCAUACUUGGCAUAUAUCCUAAAGCAAUUUAUACAGUCAAGGCAAAAAAGACUAACAUUUGUAGCACAGGAGUGACUAAAAUAAGUUGUGUUGCUUCAGCACAGUUUUGCAGUCAUGUUCAGGGGUGAUGUUAUUGUUUUGGUGUAUUAAGCAGCCCCCCUGUACAAACAGUGUGUUCCCCUUGCAAACUCAACAGUUAAUAGAAAGUUCCAGAUUGUUUAAUGGCUGUGUCUGUGGAACCUGGAGCCAGUGUGUGUGGAUGUAGACAGGCCUGUGAGCCUCUGAAGCAUUAACAUAACAUGGGUUAAAAGAGGAAAAAAAACAAAAAAGAAAGAAAAAAAAGAAACUAACUUUUUUGCGUGUUCUGGGCACCUCAUUGCACUGAUAGGCAGGGGGUGUAAAUCUUUUGAGAUUGUCCUGAAGGGGUAGGUGGGGGGGGGGGGACACUUUGCUUCAUGGGAUGUCAGAGCCCUGACAGAAAGUGAAGUGACCAGGAACUUCAAAAUGGAAUCUAAACCUGUUACCAGAAAGUUUGGGGGCGUGAUUUUAAAUAGAACGUGGGGGGUGGACGAGGAUUACAUUUUGGGUGGGGCGGGGGUGGGAACCACUUGUGAAAUGACUGAGAUGACCAGUUUGGUCACGUUCCUGUGGAAAUGGAGAUUUUUUUGUAACCCUUUUGUGUUAUUUAUACCAAGGCUGAUUUAUUUUGUCAAAAGCGGUUUUUAUCCUGAAUUCUGAGAGCUCUGUCCAGGUCCUCCACCGUUGUGAAGGCUAGUCACAGAGGCCACUGAGGCAAAUCCCCCCCCCCCGCACCACCACCCUUGAUUUAAAAACUCAUCAUAUCGCCAUCAUUCUUGGCAUUGGGGUAAUGGUCUCCGAUUUCUUCCCCGUUAUCCUGCACAAAUUUCACAGAAAACCAAAAGCUUUAUAAGCAGAAAGCGUCUGUCAGAUGUGUCUUUGGUAUGAUCAUUGAACAUCUGUAACUCCUGAUUCUGUUUGUUUAUUUGGGCUUUUUGGGAAUGUGAGCAUUCUGACAGACAUUCUGAAUGUUUUCCGUUUUGAUUUGGUGGGUUGAACCUGUGGGUGGGGGAGAUGGCCAAGGUCCGAGUGCUCUUUGGCUUGCUGUGCAUGUCCUGCUUCAAGAGACUGUGUAAAUACAGGUGCAGUCCUGUGGAAUUAGUUAAGGAUUUUCAAAGGGAGGUACUGGCAGAAAGUAACCCCCUCUCCGAGUGUGGGUGUGAUUUUGUUACAUUUUUUGCAGAUGGGUGUGAGGAGUUUAGGUUUUGUGGGCCGAUGAACUUCCCGUGAAGACACACAGACUCUGAGAGCAGGAUGACGGCCGUCCUUGGUCAGGGUCGGGGACCUUGGCGUCUCCGAGGCAGCUGGCCGAAGGCUUUGUUUUUAUAUUUACGGUCGGUAAUUUCCUGCAGAGGUUCAUUCGAGAACCUUCCUGAAGGUAGAACGUGCAGAUACAUCUAGAUGGAGAUGGUGGGCGAGCUACCCAGCCUUCCCACUCGGAGAACCGGACACGCUUCCUGACUUAAGUGCCUCUCGUUCUGACUGGAACCGAAUAACUGAGUACAAAUAAUGAAUGAAAUGAGCAUUAAUAAAAGCUAAUGUGUACAAUAAAUGGAAUGGCUUCUGGUGGCUGGUGUCUGCUCUUUGUGUCAUUUCUCUCACUCUCCAUCUUCCCCGGUGUCCUACCUCCUUUCUGGUAUGUUCGUCUCCCUCCAUUUAAGACACUCGGCACAGCCUUUGCUACCUGGUGUCCUGGCAACCAUCUUGAGAUGACUUCUGAUUGGUCUGAUCACUUUCUCUUUUCCACCGUUGUGACAGUGAUUGGGUGGUGGGUGAGAUUUGCUGAAAGUGGUGGUGAAUAUCCUAGGUUCAGGGUGCCCUCAUUUCUUGCUGCAGGGGGGUAUCUAUCCCCCCCCCCCUUUCCUUCAUAAAAGCAUCACCAACCUCUUGUGAUUAUAGCAGUCUUUCCAGCCAAUCACGGGUCCUUCUAUACUGUAGUUAUGGGUGAGAAAUGAAGGUUGAUUACACUUUCUGUGGGAUAAAAUCAGGAAGUGAUUGACAGUGUGGGAUAACCCCCCCCCCCCUCCCCUAUAUAGGUUUUCUUGAAGCCACCUUUCUCCCACCUCUGCACAUUCUGCAGAACUGGCAGUGAUAUCAAUUACAGCAGCAACGUUGGUUCCUUUAAAUAGGAGUUGUCGUAGGAGAUCGUCACGAAUAACCAGAGGAGCCAUUUGGUUUUUAUUCACCGUCCUUUGAUGUUUUCUUUGACAUACGAAUAUUGGGGCAAAAAAAAAUUGGAGAUUAAAUUGCGUGUCGUUAUGGAUGACCAAUAUUGCAUGCAUAAUGGUGUCACAUAAGCACAGAACCCAGAAAUAUUUGUUGCAACUUUUAGUACUGAAACGCCGUAAGACAUGGUAUAUCACAGGUUAAACAAAAAGGGGUUGGACCACUCCAGACAACACAUUACAUUCAGGGCCAAAGUAUAGCCCGUUCUUCACCGAUCAAGGGUGUCAUUGGAUCACGUGAGAUUGAAUGCUUGGGAGGUAAAGAGCAAGGCUUUGUCAGGUUAGUCUGAUGAACUUUGCUCCCGCAGUGAUCUCUGACCUGCACUGUGAUGAAUACAGAAGAGGUCUUUGGGUUUGUGUUCAUGGAACCGCUGAAGGCCUGUUCCCAAAAUGUGUGGAUCUGACCCUACCCCACUGUGCAGUGAUUAAACUCACCCUCACGGGCCGCCUGCAUCCAUGACGUGCUGGGUUUGCAUUUCAGUCUUUGUCCUUUCAUCACUCUGAACAGGCGCCCAGGUCCUCGGAACCAGUGGUGAACAGACCGACCCAGGAUAUUGGUGGGACACACCUCAUAACAAUGUUAGAGUUGUUAAAUGAAGGAAAUACGACCGGAUUUCAGAGGUGCCACGACUACAGCAGCCAAAAACAUGCAAAGAUUUCUAGAAGAAGACAGAUUUGGUUUCCUUCUAUACCAGGAUUCAAAAAUACACGUCACUGGAUGCACCAAACUGUAUUGAAGUGAUAAUCACUGGAAAGUACUUUAAAAGAAUUUUUAACAAUAUACAGAUUCAUGAUUUAAAUAACUAUGAAAUGGCCCAAGAUAUGAAUCGUUAUAUACAAAUGUGUAUGAUUAUUAUUAUUUUUUUUUUUUUUUACAUAUUAGAUCUCUUAGUUGUCAUCAAUAUGUUGUCAUAUGGACUGGUGUAAAUUUAUAUUUCCAAUAAUCAAGAGCAUUGCUCUGCAUUUUGCACAUUAAAUGGCAUGUAAAUAGUCAGCAUUGGCAUCUUGGGUGGAGUUGGGUCUGUUCUCAUGUUUAUCUGGAGUGGCGCUGGUCUGAAACAAUCGCUGGCACCCAAGGGGCGACUUUCUGUGCAUCAAUGUCUACUGAUCAUCGGAAACUCAGGGGAGUUGAAGCUGCUUCCUAGCAUCUGGACCAUAUGACCAAACCGCAAAAGAACUCUCUCGGGCCCAGAUAUUAACGUAAAUCAGGUGUCUAAUGAACAGAAGGCAAUUCUGCUCAGAAGUAGUAGAUUUGAUAUUUAUGUGUGUGCUGUGAAAAUGAAACUCUCAUGGGAAUGAUUAAAAUGUUAAUACUUGAA
Paramormyrops kingsleyae is the source of this 7887-nucleotide messenger RNA. RefSeq names its product dynamin 2a (gene dnm2a). The record is from RefSeq and is a predicted model, not a curated record. Gene Ontology annotation, cellular component: cytoplasm; synapse; plasma membrane. Lineage: Eukaryota; Metazoa; Chordata; Actinopteri; Osteoglossiformes; Mormyridae. Gene Ontology annotation, biological process: synaptic vesicle budding from presynaptic endocytic zone membrane; receptor internalization. Gene Ontology annotation, molecular function: microtubule binding; GTPase activity; GTP binding.